CCACUCUCUCACUCACCCUAACGCACUCUCUCUCUCUCUCUUCCACCACGUUACAACUUACAACUUACAACUUACAACGGGUCUCCAUUAAUGCUUCUCUCUUUCUCUCUCUUAUUUCAAUCCUUCCUCUUCCCCUCUCUCGCUCGCUCCACCAUCUGCAUUCUUUUCCGAAUGCUUUUCACUGUUCCUUCCUCACACCGCUUUUCGCCUUUUCCUUUUUUGAAUUUUCAACUUCGCUCAGGAUCCUAGGGUUUUCUCCACAUUUUCCCCAUCCGCGUUUCUCCGUUGUUCAUGAUUCGUCAUGGAGAAAUCCCGCCACGCCAACUUCAACGCACCAUCCUCCUCCAACCAACCUCUUCCUCGAGGGAACAAACAGGUUCAUAGACAGCGACAAGCACCGAUUCUGUCUCCUGAUUCUGGUUCGUGCGGUGGUGGGGUUGCAGACAGGGAUUCGUUCUCAUUGAAAUUUGGGUGGAGAUCAAAACAGCUGCUUGGAACUCCAAUUAAGAAGUUAUUAGCUGAAGAGAUGUCACCAAAAUCUGAAUCUAAAAGAAGAUCCCCUGGUGUUAUUGCCAGGUUGAUGGGUCUUGAUGGACUGCCGUUCCAGCAGCCAACUAAUAAGCAGCAUAAGGGUUUGUCAGAAAACCACCAACAGAAGGCAGCGCAGUUAGAGAAAACUCGCAGCAGAGGAAUGUCAUAUGAUGGUCCAUCGUCUAGAAGAAGCUCAAAGGAUCAGCAAGAAUUUAAGGAUGUGUUUGAGAUCUCAGAGAUUUCAAAGGUAGAGAGUAAUAGGUAUCCAUCGGAGGGGUGUGCAGACUUGAAGUCUGCUGAUGCUGAAAUUUCGUUCAUUGAGCAGAAGUUCAGGGAUGCCAAACGCCUUGCAACUCACCAAGAUGUGCAGUCUUCAAAGGAUUUCCGCGACACACUUGAGGUUUUGGACUCUAACAAGGAUCUUCUGCUUAAGUACUUUAAGCGGCCAGAUUCUUUGUUUAAAAAGCAUCUAAAUGAUCUCGAAGCUGCUCCUGUCCAAUCACAUUAUGGUGAUGUAGGAGCUAUGGAUAUUGAGAAGAAUGAACAUGACAUCAAUUGGAGGUCAGAUAGGGAGAAAACACGGUUGAACUACAAUAGAUCUCACGGGAAGCAUCAUGAUGGCUAUCCCUGUCAGUUUGACAAAAGGCAUGCGAUGCAUAGUUCACCAAAAUCAUCAAAGCUUCAAUUUAAGGGUAGACCUGAGCAAGAUGCAGUCCCCACAAAGAUUGUCGUCCUGAAACCUAAUCUUGGAAAAGUGCAGAAUGGUACCAGAAUCGUAUCAUCACCUUGUUCUUCACAUAGUUUUCUGCAAGGGCAAGAAAAUGACACUGGUUUUUCAGGUGUCAAAUUUAGAGACACUGAACUGCGUCAUGUGACAAAUUUGCCUGAAAGUGCCAGAUCUUGGAGGCAAGAUUCUUUUGAAUCUAGAGAAAUUGCAAAGGAAAUCACUAGGCAAAUGAAAAAUAGUCUUAACAAUGGCUGCAUGAUGAUAUCUACUUCUAGAUUUAGAGGAUAUGCUGGGGAUGAUAGUUUUUGUAGUGUUUCUGGGAAUGAAUCUCCCGAGGAGUCUGAGGAAACAACAUCAACAUUGGGAAAUUCAUUAGACUUGAACAACCGUAGCAGGCGAUCUUCCCGUUCUAGUGAAUCUUCUGUCAGUAGAGAGGCAAAGAAGAGAUUAUCAGAGAGGUGGAAAAUGACUCACAAGUCUCAAGAGAUGCAAGGCAUCAGCAGGAGCAGCACACUGGCUGAUAUGCUUGCCAUUCCUGACAAGGAAUUGAAGGAUGCAAAUGUCGACAGCAUGGCUAGUGGGGAGGGUUUCCAUGGUAAAUUUACUCCCAAUGGUGAACCUGCCAAGUGGGUUGAACCAUUGGGUAUCAGCAGCAGGGAUGGUUGGAAAGAUGGAUGCAUUGGUAGUUUGUCAAGGUCAAAAUCCCUUCCGUCUUCAUCUACUGCAUUUGGAAGUCCUAGAACAUUCUUGCGUACUGAAGCACUUCGUGAUGAUCGAUUUAUGGUUCCAAAGGAAGCCCAUAAACGUGAGAGGAGAAGAGCUGCAAAGAGUCUUGAUCUUAGACAUGGUGUGAAUAACAGAAGCACAAGGGCUGGUCACAAAAAGUCUUGUUCCUUGCAUUCAUCAAAGCUCGAAGCUGAUGAUUUUUCUCCAGACCUGCACACAAUUCAGAAUAAAAUGAAGAUCAAUCUUGAAGAUUCACCCAAGCUUGAGGUUCUGGCUAAUGAAUCUCUAGCAGAGACUGUAAGAGAUACAAGUGCAGUUACUGAUGAUGAUGUGCAUGUGACAAAUGGAAGUGAAGUUGUGUCUUCCAAAUCUUCUAAUAAGAUGCUUCCUGGAUUAUCUUCUCAUGUUUUGAUAAAAGGCGGCAGUAGUGCAGUUGACAAAGACAAUUCAAUUCAGCAGGAUCUAUCUACUGGGUCUUCUGGUGGAGGUUCGGUCCUCUAUGAACCACCUGCCCCUGGACUUGAAUCUUGCUGUAAAGAUGCUGAUCAACCCAGUCCCGUCUCAGUCCUAGAACCUUCUUUUACAGAUGAUCUGUCAUCUUGUUCUGAAUGUUUUGGAAGUCUCAGUGCUGAUCUACAAGGGCUGCGAAUGCAACUCCAGUUGCUGAAGUCAGGAUCCGAAGAAUAUGUGGAGGGACCCAUGAUACUAAGUGAUGAAGAUGGCGUGGAAGUAUCUACUGGAAUGUUCGAAGACAGUGGAUUACGUAGAACUGAAGAUAACUGGGAGACUUCCUACAUUAUCGACGUGUUGUCUGAAUCCGGCAUUGAUGGAGUUCAUCCCGACACAAUUUUGGACCUUUGGCAUUCCCUAGAAUGCCCUGUGAGUCUUUCGGUGUUUGAUGAUCUUGAAAAGAGGUAUAAUGAUUUGACUACUUGCUCAAAGUCUCAAAGGAGAUUGCUUUUUGACCGUAUAAAUUUGGGAAUUGUCAAGAUCAAUCAACAAUCCACUAAUGCACUACCAUGGGUGGGUCCAGCCACCUCACAUAUGAUUGGUUCUAGUUUGAUCAAGAACGGUUUCCGAGAUGGUCUUUGCAGGAUGCUAGAGAGCCAAGAAAAAGUGAAGGAUGACGCUCUAGGGAAGGUGCUGGUUAUGGAAUCGGAGUGGUUGGAGUUGAGAGAUGACAUUGAUAUAAUAGGCAGGGAAGUUGAGAGAUUGAUAUUAAAUGAUUUAGUGGCAGAAAUAGUCGGUACUAAGAAAUUUUGUGCCUGAUAUCAUAUUUCUUCUUUAGAUAGUUUCCCUGUAAAGUCAAUCGAGUAGGACAGUGUUAAUUUCAUCAAAAGAUGAAUAAAGGGAUCAUAAUCUUUUGGGCAAA
This is a messenger RNA of Cajanus cajan (pigeon pea), 3356 nucleotides long. RefSeq lists its product as uncharacterized. The record is from RefSeq and is a predicted model, not a curated record. Lineage: Eukaryota; Viridiplantae; Streptophyta; Magnoliopsida; Fabales; Fabaceae.